Molecule: messenger RNA, 2602 nt
Organism: Hydractinia symbiolongicarpus
Lineage: Eukaryota; Metazoa; Cnidaria; Hydrozoa; Anthoathecata; Hydractiniidae
Product: cyclic GMP-AMP synthase-like
Exons: 5
Coding region: 227-1489 (420 amino acids)
Source: RefSeq, a predicted model, not a curated record
AAAUUUGGAAUAAAUAAACUUUAACUGUUUAUAAGAUGUGGGAACUCUCCCCGUAAAAUCAACCUGCAGCAACAUAAAAAUCAUUAUUAGCUACCAACUUUUCCCCUUAAUCAUGAAAAAGGGAAAACUAAGAUUGAUUUAUCAAAGUGCAUAAAUAUAAGAGCUAGGCUAACCUAUCAAUAUUUGCUAACGAAAAGACAUAGUUUGAACAUUGGGUAAGAUAAUCAUGUAUUUUAAAUGUAAAUUAUCAAGCUGUAAAAAGAAAUUUCAAACUGAACUUCACAGAAUAUAUCAUGAGGAAGAUGAUCAUGAGAUAAUUAAGCCAAAGAAAUGUAAAAUUUGCAAAAAACAAUUUGAACGAAAAUCUACCUUCAUACGCCACCAGCAACUGGAACAUGAAACUAACCAUCUGGUGGAGUUUUUGGAAGAACGCUAUCGUGGAAUAAUCGUAGAACCUGCUUCUCGCAAAAUUGCUCGAAGGGAAGUUCAGAAGGUAUUUGAUGAACUUGGAAAAUACUUUGGCGAUGGGAUAUUUUCCAAUAAUUUCAGAAAGUCUGGAAGUUAUUCAACGGACACUAAAGUUUUGCACGCAGAUGAGUUCGACUUCGAUGUACCCUUGAGGUUCUGCUUGGAGAAGUUGCAUUUAAACCGAGAAGGAAAGAAAGUCUUUUAUCAUUUUACCCAAAGACAGAAGACGCUUAACUUGAAUGUCCCUAUGAAGGUAGUUGACACGAGAAGUUGGGAGGGAAUUCCCCAGGGUUAUGUGGAAGUUGUAACUGAAGAUGGCGAAAAAAUUGUGCCUAGAAUCAUCCAAGAAGAACUUUAUACAAAUUUACUAUGUGCUAUAAAAAAUGUAGAUGGUAUUGUAGAUGUUCUUAAAGAACCUAAAGGUCCAGCGCUGACAGUUAAAAUAAAGAAACCUGGCCUUCCUCACAUAACGGUUGAUCUGUCAGCAUCUAUCUCCACAAAUCAAGUUACACUAAGUGAUUAUAAAUGGCCAAGGGAAAAAACUAAAAUUGGUUUAACAAAGAAAUUAAUUAAAUCUAUUAAUGAUGCUGGGCUCCAUCUCAUUCCAAAGAAUCCGAAGUUUUGGUACAUUUCUGUUUCCAGAACUGGACAGGCACUAAUGAACGGUAUAGAUUCUAACGAUAAUGGCUGCAGAAAAAAAUGCCAUAAACUUUUAAAAGCUGAUUUCCAGACUUGGUUAGGAAGAUCCAGUAAUAAUUUACCAGGAAUAUCGACAAUGAUUUUUAAGCAUCAGCUCUUUUGGUUCAACGAGGACAAUCCUAAACUAGACUGGUCUCCCACAAAGACUGCAGAACGCUACUUAGACAUGUUGGAAGAUUUGGGCAAACGAUUAAGAAGUGGAAUUUUAUACAACUAUUUUAAAGAUUACGAAAAUAUUCUCCAGGAUAGAGAUCUUCAGGUGUUGAAUCAAUUAGCCAAUUUGGUUGAUGCGAGAAGACAAGAACUUGCAAUGAUGGGUUAAGGGAUUUGAAAGCAUUCACAUCAUAAAUAAGCAGUUGCUUCUAUUGGAAGAUUAUAACCAUGUUUUAUUUACGAUCAAUCAAUGGAAAAAUAUUUGACUGUUUAUCGGGCCUGCAUUUUCAUAAAUUUCGGGAUGUAUUUGUGUCUGUUUGUUAGGAGGACGAAUAAAGUUGAAGCGUGCUUACUUGUCAUUGUGAUAUCACAAUUUCGACCAACAACAACAAAUACGUUAUACGGAAGACUUUUUAAAGAUUGUCUGGUUUUGGUCAACAAAAGAACUGCAAAUCUUAUUUUCACUACAUUAAUGAAUCUUCCACUCUGAUUAAUUUAAAAUCUUAGCUGAAAUUAGCCAUCAGUUUUUUAUCGAUGAAAACUUCGGGAGGCAACGAAAAGCACAUUUUUCCAUUUAGUAACUAUACUUAAUGUUCCACUUAGUGGAAUAACAGACGUUGAAAUAGAUUUUCAAGAAAUAGCAUUUGUAAUGUUAAAUGGUUGUACUAUCUAUGUAAUUUUUAAUAUCCUAGUCGUUGGCGCGUGGAAAAAUCCACGGGUUCGCCCGUCGCAGCUAAGCUACCAUUUUUCGUGACAGACGGACGGACGGACAGACCUAUACGGGCAUUAUAAUAUAGAUUCUGAAUGCUUUAAAUGUUUAUUUAAUUUUAUUAUAGUUUCUAUAAAUGUAUAUAUGAGGUGUGCAAAAGGCGUUCGUAUUUUUUAUUAUUUUUAGGGGAAAAACGAAUUAGCUUUGAAUUCGCGCAUAAAUGCUUUUUCUCAUAAAAAUUUUUACCUGGUCAAAGUUUAAUUUUGCACACAUUUUAUAUGUAAUUUAUCACAACAAAAUAAAAUUGCAUAUGCUUGCUAAAAUAAAAAUACUUUGUUUUCAUUACUACUUUAUAAGAAAGACAGGCCUUCCAAGAGUGCUAAACACGAAUUGCUUGUUAAAGAAUGUAGCUAAUACAAAAACGUUUCGUCCAUUUCGUCGAGUUAUGAUUUCUCAAAUUUAUAAAAGUACAUCACAUUUUAUACAAACUUAAAAUUUAUAAGCCUAUUUUUUCACCAGAAAGGUAAAAAUAUCUUAGUUGAUGUAAAAAGAAUAAACUUAACGCAAUACGUA